AUGUACGGACCAUCGAUGGUCAACACCACGUAUCAAGGAGCUAUUGUAUCUGUGUACAAUGCUGGACAAGCCAUUGGUGGCUUGACCACUGGUUACGUUGCCGAUAAGCUCAGCCGAAAAUACACCAUCAUGAUCGCGUCCAUCUUGACUAUUAUUGGCGCGGUCCUUCAAUGCGCCGCCGUCAAUAUCGGCAUGAUGAUCGCGGGUCGCCUCGUAGCUGGCAUCGGCUGCGGCCAGAUCCUCUCCGUCGUCCCCAUCUACCUUGCUGAAGUAUCAAAGCCCGACCAGCGCGGCUUUCUAGUCGGUCUCCAAGGAAUGAUGAUUGCGAUUGGCUUCGGCGUCGCCAACUGGAUCGGAUACGCUGGCGCCUUUGCCAAAGGCGACAGACAGUGGAGGAUUCCUCUUGCUAUGCAACUGCCCAUUCCCGUACUGCUUGUCGUCAUGAUCUUCUUCGUGCCAUUCUCUCCGCGUUGGUUAGUACUAAAAGAUCGGUAUGAUGAAGCUGGACAAGUACUCGCUCGCCUGCAUGAUAAUGACCAUGACGAGACCUUCGUUGAGCAGGAGCUUUUGCAGAUCCGAACCCAGAUUCAGCUUGAGAGGGAACAGGGUAACCUGGACUGGUUCACAGCCCUUGGACUCAUGUUUUCACGCAAGUAUGUUCGCCGGACCUUGACGGCUUCAUUCAUCGUGACUAUGAGCCAGCUCUCAGGUUCAUCAGUCAUUCAGAAUUUCCAAGGCGUCUUCUACCAAACAGUCGGCUUUACAGGUCGCACUGCCCUCUUGAUCAGCGGUGUCUAUGGCAUGAUGGGUAUCAUCGGUCAGAUCAUAUACCUCGUCUUCGUCGCUGAUAAGUUGCCACGAACACGCACCCUCUGGUCUGGCUCCAUUGUGCUCUGCGUCAUGAUUGCUAUUUGCAUGGCUCUCAGCGCAGAAUUUGGAUCGUCACAUAAUGAAAACCAGGCUGGCGCAAGAGGUGCUACUGCGUCCAUCUUCCUCUACUCAAUGAGCUACGCUAUCUUCUUCAAUGCCAUGAUCUGGGUGGUUCCUUCGGAGCUCUUCCCUUUCUUCUUGAGAACUAAGGGUAUGGCUCUAGCUGUGGCAACAAAGGCGAUCGUGGCUAUCGUUUUGUCUCAGAUAACACCAUUGGCUAUUGCUAAUGUCAGUUGGCGAUACUACUCACUUUUCAUUGCAUCUAAUGCUGCAGCAGCGUUGUUCUACUUCUUCCUUCUUCCCGAAACCUCCGGUAGAAGCCUCGAAGAGAUAGCCGUGUUAUUCGGGGACGAUGUUGCAGUUUCAUCUUCUCAAGCCGAAGCGAAGCUUGGUCACAUUGCCGAGGCCUAUCAGUCAGAACAUCAAGUCUCCAAAAGAGAGGAUGAGUAG
Fusarium odoratissimum NRRL 54006 is the source of this 1380-nucleotide messenger RNA. RefSeq lists its product as uncharacterized. Gene Ontology annotation, molecular function: carbohydrate:proton symporter activity. Gene Ontology annotation, biological process: transmembrane transport; carbohydrate transport. Lineage: Eukaryota; Fungi; Ascomycota; Sordariomycetes; Hypocreales; Nectriaceae. The coding region runs from base 1 to 1380 and encodes 459 amino acids. The record is from RefSeq and is a predicted model, not a curated record. Gene Ontology annotation, cellular component: membrane. The transcript has 5 exons.